Physcomitrium patens is the source of this 2561-nucleotide messenger RNA. The record is from RefSeq and is a predicted model, not a curated record. NCBI's taxonomy places the organism in Eukaryota, Viridiplantae, Streptophyta, Bryopsida, Funariales, Funariaceae.
UUCUUUGCUCUAGAGGUAGAUAUUAUGGUUACUUUAUGGGGGUGUGCUAAUUGGGUUUAGGGGUUUAGGAGUGUAAGGGUUUAAGGGAGGUGGGUCGUGGUUUCGCGGCCGAAUUCGCUGCGUUUUUGUUGUGUAGCAGGGGUGAAGUGAGGUGGAUAUUAGAAAAUCUCUCCUCGUGGUUUCAUGGUCUCUUUGUUCGCAAAGCGCGUGUGUUGCGGGGAGAGAUGCGGCGCCGCCACCAUUGGACGACUUGGAAGUGAUCCGUACUGUUCGUUGCGGUUGCAGGACGUUUUGAGUAGCGACAGGAGGAGGAGAUAGUGUGCAGAGAAAUAAUUUUGCGAUCGCAGUGACUAGAGAACAUUGCUAAGUUUUGAGAAGAUUUUGCGGCAGUAAAGCUUUGUAGCAGAUUUUCUUUUUCCCUUCUUUGGCAACACCAUGGCUCUCGUCAGCCGGGUCCUCGUCACCCCUCGGGUAGAGAUCCUGUCUGCAAAUCCCAGUGGUAUCAACCGAAGCACGAGCGUGAGUCGCCGGGUGCAAAUCAAUGCUACACUCGCAAAUGGAGGUGCAAAGGGUGUCGAAACCGUGGAAUACCCGAAAACGAAUUUAAACAAGGAUUAUUUGCCAGGCACCACGAAGGAUUGGUCCCCUAACAGCUGGAGAAACAAAGUUGCGCUGCAGCAGCCAAACUACCCAGAUGCUGAGAAGCUUGCUGAGACAGAAAAGGUCCUUGGCGCCUUUCCUCCUCUCGUGUUUGCUGGAGAGGCACGAAGCUUGGAAGAGCGCCUUGGGGAAGCAGCCCUUGGCAAGGCCUUCCUGCUUCAAGGCGGAGAUUGCGCAGAGAGCUUCAAAGAGUUCAAUGCUAACAACAUCAGGGACACAUUCCGGGUGCUUCUGCAGAUGAGCGUGGUGCUCAUGUUCGGAGGUCAAAUGCCUGUUGUCAAGGUCGGAAGAAUGGCGGGUCAGUUCGCCAAGCCGAGAUCGGCAGAUACGGAAACUGUUAACGGUCUGGAGCUUCCCAGUUACCGAGGCGACAACAUCAACGCGGAUCUGCCAACAUUGGAGGCUCGCGUCCCGGACCCGUCGCGCAUGGUGCGAGCCUACAGCCAGGCAGCCGCAACCCUGAACUUAUUGCGUGCUUUUGCUACGGGAGGGUUUGCCGCAAUGCAGCGAACUGCGCAAUGGAACUUAGACUUCGCAGCGAACAGUGAGCAAGGCGACAAAUACCGGGAGCUUGCUCACAGAGUUGACGAGGCCUUGGGUUUCAUGACCGCUUGUGGACUCACCCUUGACCAUCCUGUGAUGACCUCCACCCAAUUCUGGACCUCUCAUGAGUGCCUCCUGCUCCCUUACGAGCAAGCUCUCACCCGGGAGGACUCCACCACGGGCUUAUGGUACGACUGCUCCGCGCACAUGCUCUGGAUCGGUGAGCGCACUCGCCAGCUUGACGGCGCUCACAUUGAAUUUCUCCGUGGCGUUGCUAACCCCUUGGGAGUCAAGAUAAGUGACAAGAUGAAACCUGAAGACUUGGUUACUUUGUGCAACAUUCUCAACCCAGAGAACAAGCCCGGCAGGCUCACUGUGGUCGUGCGCAUGGGCGCUUCCAAGCUCAGGGAGAAGUUCCCCGCUCUGGUGCGUGCAGUUCGUCAGGCUGGAAGCAUCGUCACUUGGGUAAAUGACCCCAUGCACGGCAACACCAUUAAGGCUCCUUCAGGUCUCAAAACUCGCCCAUUCGACGCCAUCUUGGAGGAGGUGAAGGCCUUCUUCGACGUCCACGAGCAGGAGGGCACUCACGCCGGAGGUAUUCACCUUGAAAUGACGGGCCAGAACGUAACAGAAUGUGUCGGUGGAGGCAAUAACUUGACAUUCGAAGAUCUAAGCUCGCGUUACCACACACACUGCGAUCCUCGUCUGAACGCAUCCCAGGCGCUGGAGCUUUCCUUCAUCAUUGCCGAGCGUCUUCGGAGGAGACGACUUUCGGGACCCAACAACACCCUUGUGGAGAGCAUUUCUUCUCAGCUCAGCGGCGUGCUCUAGAGAGCAUUAGAGCUUCUUCCUUUGCGCAAAUUUCCAGCUGGAUUCUGAAAAAAGGACGUGUGAUGAGAAUUAAACGAGACUCAAGCUAAUUGUUCCAUACUGCGACGUGAAGAUGACGGCUAUAAUGGACAUGCAGCUGAAUUUUGAUACUCCACUUUGAGAGAAAACGCCCUCCUAAGAGGUGAGGAUGAUCCACAGAAGCCGAAUUGGUUUGAUUUAUAUUACUUAGACUGAAUGUAGGCAAACUAAAAUGUUUGCACGGAGUUGGGUAGGUUUCCAGAAGCUGUAAUAUUUCAGUUUUCACUCCAGCAAUUGAUGGGUUUCAUGUUGCUCCUUGGUCGUCGGCAUUUCAGAGCUGUCAUGCUGUUUACCUACAUCAUGAGCCUUACUUAUAGUUCAUAGAAAACUCAAAUAACUUAUCGACCAUGUGCGUACCUCGAUGAUCUCUUCGGUGUAUUGUUGUAGUAGCUCCCAAAGUUUUGUAUAGAAGAGAUACUUGUUUUAUGCACUCAUGUCUCAACAUCUCA